CUCGACCGAUUCAUUCAUUCACCGUGUUUAGUGCCCUACGGACUUCGGCGGACAAAGCUCUGUUUUAAAAUGCCGUGUUGUGCAAUUAUAACUUGUCAUACAAAAAGUCAGACCUCAAGUAUAGAGCGAGGAGGUAUAUCUUUCCAUCGGUUUCCUAAAGAACCUAACGCCAAGGAAAAAUGGAUUGACGUGACAGGUAGAGGAAACUGGAUGCCGACAAAGAAUAGUACUAUUUGUUCUAAACAUUUUGCGGAAAAAGAUUUUAUCAUAAAAAAAUCAGGGUAUAGGUAUUUAAAACCGGGGGCAAUCCCAAGAAUAAAAAUUGUUCAGAUUUGUUCAAGUUAUUUGUCGGAACCAGAGCAAACUCAGGGUGGUGGAGGUGGUGAGGGUGUAGCACCAGCAUCAGCGCCUAGUGAGGAACAACCAACGUUCGUAGUUGUAAAGAUAGAAACGUUCGAGCCUAUCUCAGCCGAUGCUGAAACAGAGCAGCCCGAAGGAACAGAGAAGGAAGCCUCAGCAGACAAGCCGGUUGAGAACAAUCAAACAGAAACAAAGGCUGGCAACACUGAUGACGUCAUCGACAAUAACGCACCGGCCAUCAAAAUUGAGGGAGACUGGCAGCAAAGGGAGAAGGAGCUCCUCGAGAAGAUCAACGAGCUGGAGAAGGUGAAGAGCGACACGGCCGAGAGCGGACUCCGCCUCGAGCUCAAGGUGAAAGAGGAAGAGAUAGACUUGCUCAAGGCGAGGGUCAAGAACUUGGAGACGGAGUUGCAGGCGGCCCUGGCCAAGCCCGGGGGGAAGAACCAAGACAUCAUCAACAGCAUCAAGCUGCAACACGAGGAGCUCCUCAGCAAAGCGAGAGGCAUGAUCUUCGACAAGACGAAGCUGGUCAAGAAUCAGGAGUUGCAGAUAGAAGCUCUGACCACGCAAGUAGCGUCGCUGAAGGACAUCAACCAGAUCACUAAGGAUCUGCUGGAGAUCAGGAAUUCUGAAGUUAAGGCCAUGGAGGACCGCUUCCAAGCGAUGGAGGCGCGCUACAAGGCGGAGAAGGAGCGGUACGACCUGGUGCUGAAGCGCGCCCAGACCAGCACCACCAUCAACGACGACCUCAAGAAGGAGUACGAAACUCAACUCGCUAUAUUUAAGGAAUUGAGAGAGAAAUACGAACAAAGAGUGAAAGCUCUAGUCGCUGAAAACGAGAGGCUGAAAGCUCCGACUCAGGGCGGAAGCUCGACGUGAUCCUGUUACAAAGAUUAUUUGCAAAGACUGUCUUGUUAGAUUGCAGUUUUUAUGAUUACGAUUUUUUUUCUUAUAAAUGUAUUUGAUGAUUUUAUAUAUUUUUUUAAUGAGACAAAUAAAUUAAA
Bombyx mandarina (wild silkworm) is the source of this 1364-nucleotide messenger RNA. RefSeq lists its product as uncharacterized. Gene Ontology annotation, cellular component: nucleus. Gene Ontology annotation, molecular function: RNA polymerase II cis-regulatory region sequence-specific DNA binding; DNA-binding transcription factor activity. NCBI's taxonomy places the organism in Eukaryota, Metazoa, Arthropoda, Insecta, Lepidoptera, Bombycidae. The record is from RefSeq and is a predicted model, not a curated record. Gene Ontology annotation, biological process: regulation of transcription by RNA polymerase II.